UGUCCCCUGUCCCUUUAAGGAGAAGGGCCGAGCGCGGCCGGAGAGCCGGCGUUGCCCCUACCCCGCCCGCGCCCUCACCCAGAACAGCUGCAGCCUCGGCCCCGGCCGCCCCCGGGUUCGCAGAGUCCGCUCGGGCUCCAGGCAGCCAGUCGCCAACAUGGUGAAGAUCGUGACAGUGAAGACCCAGGCGUACCCGGACCAGAAGCCGGGCACGAGCGGGCUGCGGAAGCGGGUGAAGGUGUUCCAGAGCAACGCCAACUACGCGGAGAAUUUCAUCCAGAGUAUCAUCUCCACGGUGGAGCCGGCGCAGCGGCAGGAGGCCACCCUGGUGGUGGGCGGGGACGGCAGGUUCUACGUGAAGGAGGCCAUCCAGCUCAUCGUCCGCAUCGCCGCCGCCAACGGGAUUGGCCGCUUGGUUAUUGGACAGAAUGGAAUCCUCUCCACCCCUGCUGUUUCCUGCAUCAUUAGAAAGAUCAAAGCCCUUGGUGGGAUCAUCCUGACAGCCAGCCACAACCCUGGAGGGCCCAAUGGAGAUUUUGGAAUCAAAUUCAAUAUUUCCAAUGGAGGUCCUGCUCCCGAAGCAGUAACUGAUAAGAUUUUCCAAAUCAGCAAGACAAUCGAAGAAUAUGCAAUUUGCCCUGACCUGAAAGUAGACCUUGGAGUUCUGGGAAAGCAGCAGUUUGACCUGGAAAACAAGUUCAAACCCUUCACAGUGGAAAUUGUGGAUUCGGUGGAAGCUUAUGCUGCGAUGCUGAGAAACAUCUUUGAUUUCAGUGCACUCAAAGAACUGCUGUCCGGUCCAAACCGACUGAAGAUCCGCAUCGAUGCCAUGCACGGAGUGGUGGGACCGUAUGUAAAGAAGAUCCUCUGCGAAGAACUCGGUGCCCCUGCAAACUCGGCAGUCAACUGCAUUCCUCUGGAGGACUUCGGAGGCCACCACCCUGACCCCAACCUCACCUACGCAGCUGACCUGGUGGAGACCAUGAAGACAGGAGAGCAUGACUUUGGGGCUGCCUUUGAUGGAGAUGGGGAUCGAAACAUGAUUCUGGGCAAGCACGGCUUCUUUGUGAACCCUUCAGACUCCUUGGCCGUCAUUGCUGCCAACAUCUUCAGCAUUCCAUACUUCCAGCAAACCGGGGUCCGCGGCUUAGCACGCAGCAUGCCCACCAGCGGGGCCCUGGACAGGGUGGCUAAUGCUACAAAGAUCGCUUUGUAUGAGACCCCCACUGGUUGGAAGUUUUUUGGGAAUUUGAUGGAUGCAGGCAAACUGUCCCUUUGUGGGGAAGAGAGCUUCGGGACCGGUUCUGACCACAUUCGUGAGAAAGAUGGUCUCUGGGCUGUCCUUGCCUGGCUCUCCAUUCUAGCCACCCGCAAACAGAGUGUGGAGGACAUUCUCAAAGAUCACUGGCAGAAGUAUGGCCGGAAUUUCUUCACCAGGUACGAUUACGAGGAGGUGGAGGCCGAGGGCGCCAACAAAAUGAUGAAAGACCUGGAGGCCCUGAUAUCUGAUCGCUCCUUCGUGGGGAAGCAGUUCCCAGUGGGUGACAAAGUUUACACUGUGGAGAAGGUCGAUAACUUUGAAUACAGUGAUCCAGUGGACGGAAGCAUUUCGAGAAAUCAGGGCUUGCGGCUCAUUUUUGCAGAUGGUUCUCGCAUCAUCUUUCGACUGAGUGGCACUGGGAGCGCAGGGGCCACCAUUCGACUGUAUAUCGACAGCUAUGAGAAGGACAUCGCCAAGAUCCACCAGGACCCCCCAGGUCAUGCUGGGCCCCCUGGUUUCCAUUGCUCUGAAGGUCUCCCAGCUCCAGGAAAGGACGGGGCGCACCGCACCUACCGUCAUCACCUAAGAAGACAGGCGGAUGCAGUACGUCUCUCCACCCCAGGACCCUCCAACGCAUCUGAUUGAAGAGAAUGGAUAGAAAUAACGUGUGUUCACCCAGGCUUUUUAGGAUUUGGUUUUUCCACUAACCAGUUUCUGAUGAAGGGUACGUUUGCAAAGCACUGCCAAUCGAGAUGCAUGGUAGGAGCCAUGUGGGAAAGGGGCAGAAAGGACCCAGGGCUUAUGUUAAUGUCAGUCCUUUUCUUUUUUGAUAUUUUUAUUGAUUUCAGAGAGGAAGGGAGAGGGAGAGAGAGAUAGAAACAUCAAUGAUGAGAGAAAUCAUUGAUGGGCUGCCUCCUGCAUGGCCCACACUGGGGAUUAAGCCCGCAACCCGGGCAUGUGCCCUUGGCUGGAAUCGAACCGGGGACCCUUCAGUCCGAAGGCCAACGCUCUACCCACUGAGCCAAACUGGCUAGGGCAAUGUCAGUCCUUUUCAUGCCCCUUCUCACUGCUGCUGUGUGGGUAUUUGCCUCCUUAGCACCAAGUUCUGUUUACACUACAAUGCGAGGUGGAGGUUGAGCAGUACGUCUCAGCAUUAGCUAAUGAGGCCACUUUUCAUCCUUAGGAUGUGCCAGUGAAAUGACAGUGCAACUUUCUUCUCCUUGGUGAACCUUUCCCCCCUUUAUUGUUUACAUGGAGUCCAGCAAAACACAAUUCCUGGUGCCUUCUCUCCAAUCAGUUCUUCCCUCAGAGUGAGACGUACUUGUCUACAGAUUUCUGCCUUGUUUUGCAACAUAGUCCUAUUCACGCAAAUAUUUUGGGAUAUUAAAGCAAAAUAAGCUGCUAUUUC
Molecule: messenger RNA, 2669 nt
Organism: Myotis lucifugus (little brown bat)
Lineage: Eukaryota; Metazoa; Chordata; Mammalia; Chiroptera; Vespertilionidae
Gene: PGM1
Product: phosphoglucomutase 1
Exons: 11
Coding region: 158-1906 (582 amino acids)
Biological process (GO): carbohydrate metabolic process
Cellular component (GO): cytosol
Molecular function (GO): magnesium ion binding; phosphoglucomutase activity
Source: RefSeq, a predicted model, not a curated record